AAAUAACAACGAUCGUUUUCAUCCCUUCCGGCGCUCAAUCUUCAAAUGAUUAUGGACCAGCUCUGGCAAACAUCGGGUGUGUUUCAAAUGCAACCAAAUGAGGGCAGUGGAGAACCUUUACCUUAUUCAUUCCGUGAGAGGAGCUCCAUUCGAAUUUCAUUAGCGAACGUCCUGCGGAUGGAGGCACUGAAAUCCAUACACAAUGAAUUCUGGUCGAUGGCCCGUUCCCAGAAGUGCAUCAGGAGCGAUGUGAGGAAAAGAAAAAUUUUGGAUUUCGACAUUUCCAUGGUGUUAGUCCGGAAAAAGGCCAAUGGUAUUAUCUUGUCGAAGACGAGAACCCAUUGUCUCCUCCAAGCCCUUGAGACUCCGCCAGAGACUAUUCAAUUUAUCCAAAAAAUGAUCAUGAUGUCAGGGGUCUCGCUUAGUUCACAAGGGAACAUGCAUGAGGCUAUUAAUAUUCAUCUCCAUAGUUGGCAUCAAGGAAGGAAGAUCAUGGAGAAUAUGGAGACAACAAUAAACUGCAUCAGGAAUUUACUGGUCCCUGUAUGGGUGUAUACAUUGGGGGAUGGCAAGAAAUCGAGUGAUGUGACGUGGGACGGAUGAGACAUCAGAUGGCGGGAGUGACAGCAACUCGGAUAGAACGCCACGGCAGUUGCCUCCGACGAGCUUUCGAGUGUUGGCAUAACAAAAAAUUGAUACAUCGCUAGCCAUUAGUCGAGGAAAAGGGGCAUCAAAA
This is a messenger RNA of Diachasmimorpha longicaudata, 736 nucleotides long. RefSeq lists its product as uncharacterized. Bases 46 to 603 code for a protein of 185 amino acids. The record is from RefSeq and is a predicted model, not a curated record. Lineage: Eukaryota; Metazoa; Arthropoda; Insecta; Hymenoptera; Braconidae. The transcript has 5 exons.